Coregonus sp. 'balchen' is the source of this 18020-nucleotide messenger RNA. Lineage: Eukaryota; Metazoa; Chordata; Actinopteri; Salmoniformes; Salmonidae. The record is from the annotation of a GenBank genome assembly.
AUGGAGACUCAGAAUGUCGCAACUGGUUCCAUUGCCAACCCUGUUAAAUUUCGGGACCAGGACUAUGUAGCCCUCCUAGAUGCGUGCAUUAAAUCAGGUUCGCUGUUCUCUGACUCAACCUUCACCCCGGACCAGAGCUCCAUCGGUAUGCCUACCGACCCGGACCCCAAAAAGGAGAUCAAGUGGCUGCGACCCAAGGUAGGCUACCGUCCUAUCAGUGUCUACCCCAGUGAGUCGAGAUCACUUUCGCAGUCAAAAAGCAAGCCGAGAUCUAACGCACAUAUAUAUAUUUUUUAAACAUGACUUAUAAAAAUGUCACAUUAACCUAAUCAAAACUAUUCUGUAGAAAUGAGGUUUGUGCAGUAGGCCUAAUAUAUAAUCACAGCAUAUUGGCUAUAUGCCUGGCCUGCCAAUAUUGUUAUUCUCAGACCAUAUUAUAUUUCAAAACUCGAGCUUUGAUAACAAAAUAGUUCAGUUGGUGUAGCACUUGCGAGGCACAGCAGAGCAUAAAUUGAAAUAAUUCGCUUUUUUAUUUUACUGGACUAAUACUACCUGCAUAUGAUGGUCAUGGUGCUUUCAAGACAACUGGGAACAAGACAAAAAACGAAAAUCGGAAAGACUCCCCCAGAGUUCCUGCUCUCUCACGGUCCCUGCUUUCUUAUGCCUUUUCUUUCCUCUGGUGAGACUGAACAGAGAGAGGGGACACAAUCUUCCACCUGAUGGUGAAACUCGAGUCACUCACACCGCAUCUGCCUCAUGCACAAAUCCAUGUUGUUCCUUUGACCAGAGAAAGCAAAAUAUUACUUGAAAAUAAAAUAGACAGGACGAAAUGCUAAUAAUAAUACAAACGCAGGGCUUUGGAUUAUUUGAAUCAGCUAUGUAGUGCAAGGGGGGAGGGGCAGGACAGGACCGAGUUUGGGAAACCCUGGUCUACAUGAUAGCCAGCCAUGUGGUCACACUCAAAAACCUACUUCUAUAUUGCAAUAGUCAGCUUCUUACUCGUGAUAGUCAUGCUUAUCUUACGGAUAUCUGUAGCCUAUGUUCUAAUUUUUCUAAUGACAUGAAUUGAGGAUAUGAGUAGGUCUAGUUGUGUACAAUUGGGUGUUGCUCCUGGACAGAUGUAGGCUACAUCUGAGCUGACUCACUGUCAGGUGUUGUCUAGUUUUGAGGAAGAUAGAUUGAUCUGCUGGAGUAUGUUAAGAGAGAAGAAAGACAAAGUACAGAGUCUGAGCCAAACAGCUGGACAUGAUAUCUCUAAAAGCAGAAAAGAGAUGGAAUAAUGAGAUUACAACCGAAGAAGCCAUGAAACGUUUGUGAUGCAGUUUAAAUCAUGAACAUUGCUUUGUCAUCAUCCAGUCAACUGUUAUGUGAAUGAAACGAGAGUGUUGUGUUGGUUAUACACUCCCUCAGACAGUGUAAACUGUAGUCUUGAACUCUGCCCCUUGUCUCUCUCUCUCUGCAGGAGAUCAGCGCCAAUGCUGUGUUUGUGGAGGACACAAUGUGCACCACCGAUAUCUGCCAGGGUCAGCUGGGUAAGUGUGUGUGUGCGUGCGUGUGUUUUAAACAUCGUAGGAUGGGAUAUCAUUGCAGUAACAGGUAGACACUUAUCUUCACUCCAACUCACAGUUUUCAUGUACAGUGGGGAAAAAAAGUAUUUAGUCAGCCACCAAUUGUGCAAGUUCUCCCACUUAAAAAGAUGAGAGAGGCCUGUAAUUUUCAUCAUAGGUACACGUCAACUAUGACAGACAAAAUGAGAAAAAAAUAUCCAGAAAAUCACAUUGUAGGAUUUUUAAUGAAUUUAUUUGCAAAUUAUGGUGGAAAAUAAGUAUUUGGUCAAUAACAAAAGUUUCUCAAUACUUUGUUAUAUACCCUUUGUUGGCAAUGACACAGGUCAAACGUUUUCUGUAAGUCUUCACAAGGUUUUCACACACUGUUGCUGGUAUUUUGGCCCAUUCCUCCAUGCAGAUCUCCUCUAGAGCAAUGAUGUUUUGGGGCUGUCGCUGGGCAACACGGACUUUCAACUCCCUCCAAAGAUUUUCUAUGGGGUUGAGAUCUGGAGACAGGCUAGGCCACUCCAGGACCUUGAAAUGCUUCUUACGAAGCCACUCCUUCGUUGCCCGGGCGGUGUGUUUGGGAUCAUUGUCAUGCUGAAAGACCCAGCCACGUUUCAUCUUCAAUGCCCUUGCUGAUGGAAGGAGGUUUUCACUCAAAAUCUCACAAUACAUGGCCCCAUUAAUUCUUUCCUUUACACGGAUCAGUCGUCCUGGUCCCUUUGCAGAAAAACAGCCCCAAAGCAUGAUGUUUCCACCCCCAUGCUUCACAGUAGGUAUGGUGUUCUUUGGAUGCAACUCAGCAUUCUUUGUCCUCCAAACACGACGAGUUGAGUUUUUACCAAAAAGUUCUAUUUUGGUUUCAUCUGACCAUAUGACAUUCUCCCAAUCCUCUUCUGGAUCAUCCAAAUGCACUCUAGCAAACUUCAGACGGGCCUGGACAUGUACUGGCUUAAGCAGGGGGACACGUCUUGCACUGCAGGAUUUGAGUCCCUGGCGGCGUAGUGUGUUACUGAUGGUAGGCUUUGUUACUUUGGUCCCAGCUCUCUGCAGGUCAUUCACUAGGUCCCCCCGUGUGGUUCUGGGAUUUUUGCUCACCGUUCUUGUGAUCAUUUUGACCCCACGGGGUGAGAUCAAGAUCGAGGGAGAUUAUCAGUGGUCUUGUAUGUCUUCCAUUUCCUAAUAAUUGCUCCCACAGUUGAUUUCUUCAAACCAAGCUGCUUACCUAUUGCAGAUUCAGUCUUUCCAGCCUGGUGCAGGUCUACAAUUUUGUUUCUGGUGUCCUUUGACAGCUCUUUGGUCUUGGCCAUAGUGGAGUUUGGAUUGUGACUGUUUGAGGUUGUGGACAGGUGUCUUUUAUACUGAUAACAAGUUCAAACAGGUGCCAUUAAUACAGGUAACGAGUGGAGGACAGAGGAGCCUCUUAAAGAAGAAGUUACAGGUCUGUGAGAGCCAGAAAUCUUGCUUGUUUGUAGAUGACCAAAUACUUAUUUUCCACCAUAAUUUGCAAAUAAAUUCAUAAAAAAUCCUACAAUGUGAUUUUCUGGAUUUUUUUUCCUCAAUUUGUCUGUCAUAGUUGACGUGUACCUAUGAUGAAAAUUACAGGCCUCUCUCAUCUUUUUAAGUGGGAGAACUUGCACAAUUGGUGGCUGACUAAAUACUUUUUUCCCCCACUGUAUAACUAGAUUGACCUCACCUCUCCAAACCUAUUCUCUUGGGAAUGGUGUUGAGAUAUCCUGGUUAUACUAUCUGUAUGGUUCAGACGCUGGAGGAUCUCGAUCUAUCACACUGAAUAUGUCACCCCUCCACACUGCCCCAGGGGCUCCGCUCCAAACAUAUGGCCCAACAGCAGGGGGAUCAGGGUAACAUUCUGUGCUCUCACCUCCCAGUCCCAACCUCCUCGGAGUAUCUGUAGGUCUAAAAUGGACCCUGUGAUCACACCCCUUUUUCCCAUGAAAAACAAUGUGCUUUGUUUAUCACCACUUUUCAUGUGAUGUCCAGUCUGUUUUGCAUUGCUGUGAAAUGGUGAGAAUUCUCAUGUUGCUUUCUUGUUAUUGCUUCAUUAUUUGUCCUCAAGGUUUGUGUGAUGGAUCUGGUGUCAAUGUGGCAUCCCUCUUUGUGUGUGUGUGUGUGUGUGCGUGCGUCAAACAUCAACACCUCUUUCUUUCCUCUACAUGGACACAAAGAGCAGCCGUUUACUGUUAGAGAGGAAUGUGCCUGUGUGUGUACAGACAUGUUUGUGUGCGCAUGUGUUUGUGAGGGAGAGAGUGUGUGAGUGUGGGAAAUCUGCAGUGUUAGAACUUCCUCAAGCGUCAGGAAAUGAUUUGAAAUGAAAAACACAUGUAGAAUCAAUUGAAAUCAAAUCCAUACCUCUAGUUAACAUGUAUCUUGCCUUUGGCCUGUCUUUCUUUUUCUAAUAGGUGACUGUUGGCUUCUGGCAGCCCUGUCCUGCCUUACCAUGCACCCCAAUCUCUUUGUCAAAGUGGUACCACCUAAUCAGAGCCUGACAGAAUCCUAUGCUGGCAUCUUCCACUUCACGGUAGUGCAUGGGGGGGGGGGGUUCAUGAGCUUGCUGUGUACAUGUGUUAUAAUAAUAAUAAUAUGCCAUUUAGCAGACGCUGUGUUCUGCGUACUCACUUUUUGUUAUUACAAUAAGAAUGUCCAUUACAAUCUUAUUAGUGUAGCAUGCCUUGGAAAAGAGUGAGAGUGGUAAUAGCAGGACUGAAAAGUAGUAGUUUCAAGUUUUAAUGUCACAUGCACAAGUACAGUGAAAUGCCUUUCUUUCAAACUCAAAACCCAACAAUGCAAUAAUCAAUAACAAUGUAUUACUUGGAAAAAACAAACACGAGAAAUAAGAAUAAGAAAUAUGAAAUACACAAAGUAAGUAAGUAAGCAUACUAUAUACAGGAAAUAUUUAAAAAGUCAAUUCCAAACCAUAUUUCCAUGUGCAGGGAUACUGGAGUGAUUGAGGUAGAUACAGUGGGGAGAACAAGUAUUUGAUACACUACCGACUUUACAGGUUUUCCUACUUACAAAGCAUGUAGAGGUCUGUAAUUUUUAUCAUAGGUAUACUUCAACUGUGAGAGACGGAAAAAAAAAAAAAAUCCAGAAAAUCACAUUGUAUGAUUUUUAAGUAAUUAAUUUGCAUUUUAUUGCAUGACAUAAGUAUUUGAUCACCUACCAACCAGUAAGAAUUCCGUCUCUCACAGACCUGUUAGUUUUUCUUUAAGAAGCCCUCCUGUUCUCCACUCAUUACCUGUAUUAACUGCACCUGUUUGAACUCGUUACCUGUAUAAAAGACUCCUGUCCACACACUCAAUCAAACAGACUCCAAUCUCUCCACAAUGGCCAAGACCAGAGAGCUGUGUAAGGACAUCAGGGAUAAAAUUGUAGACCUGCACAAGGCUGGGAUGGGCUACAGGACAAUAAGCAAGCAGCUUGGUGAGAAGGCAACAACUGUUGGCGCAAUUAUUAGAAAAUGGAAGAAGUUCAAGAUGACGGUCAAUCACCCUCGGUCUGGGGCUCCAUGCAAGAUCUCACCUCGUGGGGCAUAUCAAUGAUCAUGAGGAAGGUGAGGGAUCAGUCCAGAACUACACGGCAGGACCUGGUCAAUGACCUGAAGAGAGCUGGGACCACAGUCUCAAAGAAAACCAUUAGUAACACACUACGCCAUCAUGGAUUAAAAUCCUGCAGCGCACGCAAGGUCCCCCUGCUCAAGCCAGCGCAUGUCCAGGCCCGUCUGAAGUUUGCCAAUGACCAUCUGGAUGAUCCAGAGGAGGAAUGGGAGAAGAUCAUGUGGUCUAAUUAGACAAAAAUAGAGCUUUUUGGUCUAAACUCCACUCGCCAUGUUUAGAGGAAGAAGAAGGAUGAGUACAACCCCAAGAACACCAUCCCAACCGUGAAGCAUGGAGGUGGAAACAUCAUUCUUUGGGGAUGCUUUUCUGCAAAGGGGACAGGACGACUGCACCGUAUUGAGGGGAGGAUGGAUGGGGCCAUGUAUCGCAAGAUCUUGGCCAACAACCUCCUUCCCUCAGUAAGAGCAUUGAAGAUGGGUCGUGGCUGGGUCUUCCAGCAUGACAAUGACCCGAAACACACAGCCAGGGCAACUAAGGAGUGGCUCCGUAAGAAGCAUCUCAAGGUCCUGGAGUGGCCUAGCCAGUCUCCAGACCUGAACCCAAUAGAAAAUGUUUGGAUAUCUGUUUUAGGCUUCUUGCGGUCAAUUUGUUAUUAUGUUCCGGCCCCCUGACCAUCCGCUCAAGAAAAAAAUUGGCCUGUGGCUAAAUCUAGUUGAUGAUCCCUGCCUUAGAUUAACUUUGCUUGUACUAGUCCCCCCCACCCCUCACACACACUUUCGUACACACACCUCUAACCCACACUCUAUCUCGUCUCAGCAAACUUGCCUCUGUCGUCAUUUAGCAUUCAAUAACCUCCCGAGUGGCGCAGUGGUCUAAGGCGCUGCAUCGCAGUGCUAGCUCGAAUCCAGGCUCUGUCGUAGCCGGCCGCGACCGGGAGACCCAUGGGGCGGCGCACAAUUAGUCCAGGGUAGGGGAGGGAAUGGCCGGCAGGGGUGUAGCUCAGUUGGUAGAGCAUGUGGGUUCGAUUCCCACGGGGGGCCAGUAUGAAAAAAUAAAAAAUAAUGUAUAAAUGACUAAAAUGUAAAUGUAAUCAUUUACAAUUGCCUCAAAGGCAUCUUCUCUGGACCAGUUGUCAGGUUAAAUGAAUUGAUUACUAAAACAUUGUCUCAUGAAAUAACGUCUGGAAACAUUAAAACAUCAUAGAGGUCAUGAGUUAUGCCUUGUUAUUUUCUCUAAUUGCGUUAAUAUUUUCUCAGGUGACUUGGUCCUCGCAGUGAAGUAUGUGUGGCAUGGCGUAACGUGUCGGUCGGAAGGAAGGGGGAUAAAUAUGAGUAGACUUAGAGAGCAGGAGGGGUUAUGUUGGGAGUUGUUGGCAGUUGUUAUUCUUCAAUAACAUAGACCCCAAAGCAAAUCAGGGGGAGAAAAAUAUAUUUAUUCAAAGAGAACAAAUCAUAGUUGUAAUGCUGGAAAGUAGAUGGUAGACGUUAAUUAUUUCCUGUCCUCAAUGUUUCUCCACUGAAGAGACAGGAUGUAGUUUAUAGCCUCAAGCCUAGCAUGUGGUGGACCAAUUAGAAUUCCUUGCAAUAGAAUUGGGCCAACGGCCAAACCCCCAAGUAUCCGGUUUCAGGCUCAAUGUACAGUUGAAGUCGGAAGUUUACAUACACCUUAGCCAAACACAUUUAAACUUAGUUUUUCACAAUUCCUGACAUUUAAUUCUAGUAAAAAUUCCCUGUCUUAGGUCAGUUAGGAUCACCACUUUAUUUUAAGAAUGUGAAAUGUAAGAAUAAUAGUAGAGAGAAUGAUUUAUUUAAUAUUUUAUUUCUUUCAUCACAUUCCCAGUGGGUCAGAAGUUUACAUUAAAUCAAUUAGUAUUUGGUAGCAUUGCCUUUAAAUUGUUUAACUUGGGUCAUACGUUUUGGGUAGCCAUCCACAAGCUUCCCACAAUAAGUUGGGUGAAUUUUGGCCAAUUUCUCCUGACAGAGCUGGUGUAACUGAGUCAGGUUUGUAGGCCUCCUUACUCACACUCGCUUUUUCAGUUCUGCCCACACAUUUUCAAUUGAGGUCAGGGCUUUGUGAUGGCCACUCCAAUACCUUGACUUUGUUGUCCUUAAGCCAUUUUGCCACAACUUUGGAAGUAUGCUUGGGGUCAUUGUCCAUUUGGAAGACCCAUUUGCGACCAAGCCUUAACUUCCUGACUGAUGUCUUGAGAUGUUGCUUCAAUAUAUCCACAUAAUUUUUCUUCCUCAUGAUGCCAUCUAUUUUGUGAAGUGCACCAGUCCCUCCUGCAGCAAAGCACCCCCACAACAUGAUGCCAAACAGAUCUAUUUUUGUUUCAUCAGACCUGAGGACAUUUCUCCAAAAAGUACGAUCUUUGUCUCCAUGUGCAGUUGCAAACCGUAGUCUGGCUUCUUUAUGGCGGUUUUGGAGCUGUGGCUUCUUCCUUGCUGAGUGGCCUUUCAGGUUAUGUCGAAAUAGGACUCGUUUUGCUGUGGAUAUAUAUACUUUUGUACCUUUUGUCCAUUGCUGUUGUUCUGGGAUUGAUUUGCACUUUUCGCACCAAAGUACGUUCAUCUCUAGGAGACAGAGCACGUCUCCUUCCUGAGCGGUAUGACGGCUGCGUGGUCCCAUGGUGUUAAUACUUGCGUACUAUUGUUUGUACAGAUGAAUGUGGUACCUUCAGGUGUUUGGAAAUUGCUCCCAAGUAUGAACCAGACUUGUGGAGGUCUACACAUUUUGUUUUGAGGUCUUGGCUGAUUUCUUUUGAUUUCCCCAUGAUGUCAAGCAAAGAGGCACUGAGUUUGAAGGUAGGCCUUGAAAUACAUCCACAGGUACACCUCCAAUUGACUCAUGAUGUCAAUUAGCCUAUCAGAAGCUUCUAAAGCCAUGACAUCAUUUUCUGGAAUUUCCCAAGCUGUUUAAAGGCACAGUCAACUUAGUGUAUGUAGACUUCUGACCCACUGGAAUUGUGAUACAGUGAAUUAUAAGUGAAAUCAUCUGUCUGUAAACAAUUGUUGGAAAAAUGACUUGUGUCAUGCACAAAGUAGAUGUCCUAAGCGACUUGCCAAAACUAUAGUUUGUUAACAAGAAAUGUGUGGAGUGGUUGAAAAACGAGUUUUAAUAACUCCAACCUAAGUGUAUGUAAACUUCCGACUUCAACUGUAUAGACAAUUUGGACCAAUGAGAACUUGCCACAUGUAGCUAUGAGUUUAGAGACAUCACUAAGGCAUAACUCAUUACCUCUGAUGUUUUAAUGUAGGCCUGUACUUGCCCACUGUUAUGCAACACAUUACAUGUAGAUGUCUGAGCCCUAGGACCAUACGUCGGGACUACCGGCCGUGGUGACUCCUUGCUGUCCCCAGUCCGCCUGGCCUUGCUGCUAUUCCAGUUUCAACGGUUCUGCCUGCGGUUAUGGAACCCCUACCUGUCCCAGACCUGCUGUUUUCAACUCUUAAUGAUCGGCUAUGAAAAGCCAACUGAGAUUUAUUCCUGAUUAUUAUUUGACCAUGCUUGUCACUUAUGAACAUUUUUGAACAUCUUAGCAUGGUUCUGUUAUAAUCUCCACCCGGCACAGCCAGAAGAGGACUGGCCACCCCUCAUAGCCUGGUUCCUCUCUAGGUUUCUUCCUAGGUUUUGGCCUUUCUAGGGAGUUUUUCCUAGCCACCGUGCUUCUACACCUGCAUUACUAGCUGUUUGGGGUUUUAGGCUGGGUUUCUGUACAGCACUUCGAGAUAUCAGCUGAUGUACGAAGGGCUAUAUAAAAUAAAAUUGAUUGAUUGAUUGAUUGAUGUCUCUCUCCCCUUCUCCCUCCUCCCUCCCUCUCCACCUCUCUCCCUACAUCCCCCUCCUCCCUUCUCCCUCCCUCACUGUCCAAUCUCUUUAUGCCUCCCUCUCCCGCCCUACCUACCUCCCUCCCUCUCCCUCCAUACCUCCCUCUCCUUCCCGCCUCCUCCCUCCCCUCCCUCUGUAGUUCUGGCAGUAUGGUGAGUGGGUGGAGGUGGUAGUGGAUGACAGGCUGCCUGUACGCGGAGGCCGACUGCUCUUCAGCUACUCCUGUACCCGCAACGAGUACUGGAGCGCCCUGGUGGAGAAAGCCUAUGCCAAGUCAGUCAACCGAGAUGUGUGUGUGUGUGUUUGUGUGUGUGUGUAAUGUCUUACAUAAUUGUACUGUUUGUGUGUGUCUGGCUGUGUGUGCCUGACAAUGCUCUUAUGAGGUUUCAGCCUCCUCAUUUGAAUGCACUUAUUGUAAGGCACUUUGAAAAAGAGCAUCUGCUAAAUGACAGAAAAUGUAAAUCUAGAAAAUGUCCCCUUCCUUUAUAUGCCUCAUUCCUCUCUCAUUCCUCUCCCACGCCACACUAUCCCCUUCCCCUUCCCCUCCCACACCACUCUAUCCCCUUCCUCUCCCACACCACUCUAUCCCCUCCCCCUUCUCUCCACACACUCCUUUCACCUGCUCCCUCUACCCCUAUCUCGGAGCAGGCUGAUCGGGUCGUAUGGCAGUCUGAAGGGGGGUAAUAUCUCUGAGGCGAUGGAGGACUUCACAGGUGGCAUUGCCUACUCCCUCCCUGUAUCCUCACGCACCCCCAGGAUCAUGUGGAAAGCCCUCUCUGAUGCCCUGUCCCGUGGCAGCCUGCUCAGCUGCUUCAUACAGGUACAGCACAAACACACACAUGCACGCAAGAACGCACGCACACACACACUCACACCCAUGGCACAUAUAUGAUUCAUAUACUUUAUGGUGAAUGCUGUUCCCAACAUAGCUACACACCUAUCUCACACCCACACCUCUCCUUUGUCAAUAGCUACUGUGAUUGCAAGUGUGAUUCUCACUGUGUAAGCAGCAAGUUGCUCUCUAUGUGCUGUGUAUCUCCACAGGCUAAGAACUACCUUGAGAUUGGCACAGUGACUGCAGAGGGACUGGUGAAGGGCCAUGCAUACGCCAUCACAGACACUGACACGGUAUGUCUCAUACUGUGCUUCACCAAGCUAAAGUCAUCAGAAAAUAAUCCACUUUCCCAUUUUGCUCACAUAAUUAUUUGUGUAUGUGGUUCAGGUGAAGAAGUCGGCUGGUGAGGCCUUGUUGCUGAGGCUGAGGAACCCCUGGGGCUUUGUGGAGUACUCUGGACCCUGGAGUGACAAGUGAGGAAGUGUGUGUGUGUGUGUGUUUGCGUGCAUGUGUGUUCGUUUUGUCGUUACACAGUAAUCCUGUGCUGAUUUUCCUGUGUGUGUAAUUGUAGGAGUAAAGUCUGGGAUGAUGUGGAUGCUGCUGAAAAGAAAAGGAUUGAGCUGAAAAAUAGUGAGGACGGAGAGUUCUGGUAGGUUCUGGCAUUACAAACACAAACAUACGUAGACACAUACAUCGACCAGUCUCUAUAUCUACUGUACUUUAUUUUUGUUUAUGCAUACAUGUGUAUAUAUAACAUAAUGUAUAAUAACUGAUACAAAUAAUGAAAAAUGAUGUAAUGUAUUAUAGAUGACUCCAAAUGAAAUACUGUACCAUGUUUGACUAUGACUGCAUUCAGUGUUUCAAAACUCUAUUUGAGUGGUCCACAAUGUGGUUUUUAAAAUCUGUAUUUUGUAAUGUCAACUAUUGUAUCAUUGUGGAAUGACACUUUAAUAAAUGUUUCUAACCGUAACUCUACAUCUCAUCUAGUUUCACACAAUACAACAACAGCACACACACACAUUCUAACAGGAUGUAUCCUCUCUGUGUGUCAGGAUCAGUGCGGAGGACUUCAACAAGCUGUUUGACACAGUGGAGCUGUGUAGUGUGGACCCUGACCCCAUAGUGGACGAGGACACACCCACCGACCCCGACUCCCCUCCCGCCCCCAUCUCUGCCUGGACCCUCAGCUCCCACAAAGGCUCCUGGGUAUCGGGCUCCACUGCAGGGGGAAGCUGUAGUUACCCUCGUGAGUCUGUGUGUGUGUUUCCAAAAGCAUAUUGUUUGUAAUUUCACCUACUUGUCAUUUACUACCUUCCUUUUCAUCACCCCGACUCCCCCCCCCCCCCCCCCCUCUUUUUCUCUCUCUAUUGUAGGAUCUUUCUGGAAGAAUCCACAGUUCCAGCUUAUCCUUGCCGAGCAUGAUGAUGAUAAAGUGAUGACCCCGGAGGAGAACAAGGUGUCAGAGAAGCAGAAUGAGAAAGCAAAGCAGUGCACCGUGCUGGUGGAACUACUGCAGAAAGACCGGAGAAAGAAGGAUAAAAUCAACUUCCUCCACAUCGCCUUCCACAUCUACAGGGUAAGAGAGAAAGGGAGAGAAAGUGUUUUGUCCCUGUAUGUGCUGUGAAUCUGAAUGUUCUACAUCUUCAGUUAAUCGGAUGUCUUUCCUGUCUCUGCAGGUUCCUCCAAAGGUGAGUAUGUUAUUCUAAAGUAUUUGAAAAACCUACAUAAUUUCAUUAGUUAGACAAUGUCAUCACUUUUAAUCUACCAAUGUCUGCUGCCCCCUCUCUCUCCACCAUUACCACCCUCUCUCCCUCUUUUCUAUCUCUGCCUUCCUCUUCCUCUCUCGCCUCUUCUCCUCUCUUCCCCUCCCCUCCCGUUCUCUCCUCUCCUCCCUGCUCCACCUGUCGUAGCUCCAGAGCCUGUGUCUGGACCAGAGCUUCUUCUCUUCCCAGCAGCCUGUGGGGAGCUCUGGGAAGUACCAGCCCCUCAGGUACUGUACCUCCGCAGCCAGUAUUCACGGCAAAUACAGUAUGUCACAUUUUCAUGAAAACAGUCUAUAAAGUUGUAUCUCAUCUCUUCUUCUCUUCUUCUCUUUUGUCACCGUAGGGCUGUGUGGAGGGAGGUGAGGCUGGACCCAGGAAACUAUGUGAUACUGGCCUCCACCUACAGUCCCAACCAGCCUGCGGAAUUCUUCCUCCGCAUCUAUUCCAAGACUGGCAACAAUCUGGGGUACAGAGGGGGUGGGUGGGGGCGGGUGAUGAUUAUGCUGAUGAUGACAAUUCAAUGACAAUCUCAUAUUGCGUUGAGACUGAUGGUGCUCCUCCUUGUAUUCCAGGACCCAAGCCUUCACCUGCUCCACUGGCUUCCUCAUGGUGAGUUGAACCUUACUGAAGCAUACUUUUACUGCACUACUGCUCUCCAGUUCAGCAAGCCAACUGUCAGUGUGCGUGUGUGUGUGUGUGUGUCCUUCACAGGUAAUGUCAAUGCCACCAGUCUUGCCAGAGGAUCGGAAGAGAGUACAGAAGACCUUUGAUGAGGUGGCAGGGCCGGUAGGAAUUCUCUCAUCUCAAAAUAUAACUCAACCAUAGAAGAGAAAUGUCUCCCUUAUACAGUCUUAACCUCCUGUUCUCUCUCCCUGGCAGGAUGACAGGCUGAAUGCUAAGGAGUUCAUGAAGCUGGUUAACUCAGGUUAGAUCAUUCAUGAACUCAGGUUGUCAUUAUAAGGUUAAUUUAGUCCAACCAUGUUGCAGAACUCCCUAAACUGCUGUAAUGAAGGGUACAACUAUUGUAUGUUGGUCCUAUUGAGGGGAAUAUUCUGACACUGCAGUACCAGUAAAAGCCAGUAGGUGGGAGCAGAGUAGCAAGGUUUCCUCUAGCAGGUAGACAAACUUUUGGGGGAAAUUGAAAUGAUUCUCUAGACAAAACCUCAUAGCUAAUAUACCAUUACAAUCCUCUGCCUCUUUCACUCCUCCCCUCUCUCAGUUCUGGAGAAAGAUUACCAGCUGCCACUGGAGACAUGCAGACAGCUCAUCUUUGGAGAGAAUGUAUCCUUUUAUUUGGCCAAUUGUUUUUCUUGCCAGAGCCCAUAUCUACAAAGCAUCUAAGAGCAGGAGUGCUGAUCUUUGAUUUGUCCAUUUAAUUAUAUUCAUUAUGAUCUAAAAGGCUAAACUGAUCCUAGAUCAGCAGCCAUAUUUAAUAAAUACUUUCUUAACACUUAUUUUUUCUUAAAAUUGGGUUGUUGGUUAAGUGCUUUUAAUAAGCAUUUCACUGUAAGGUCUACAGCUGUUGUAUUCGGCGCAUGUGACAAAUAACAUUUGAUUUGAUAUGCAUUGUGGAUACGGGCCCUGGUACUUUUUGAGCACCUGUGUCUGAGAGCGAUCCCUAACUCACUUGUCAGACUGGGGGACGCAGCAGUCUGACCCGAGAGCAGACAGAGCCUGUGCUGGCCUCUCUUCGCAAUCUGCAGGUACGACUGAGGGACAAGCUCCAAGGUGUUAAGCAAUAAAUCCAGAGGGGGUAUGGUAUAUUGGCCAUUAUAAACUUGUUCAAGCCCUGAAUGCUGAUUGGCUGACAGCCAUGGUACAUCAGACCCUGUGUUGAAUGGCGCCGUAGAGAUGGCUGCCGUUUUACAGCCCUCUAACCAAAUGUACUAUUAUGUGUGUUUUUUCGCGUUAUUUGUAAUUUAUUCUGUACAUAAUGUUUCUGCCACUGUCUCUUAUGACCAAAAAGAGCUUCUGGAUAUCAGGACAGCGAUUACUCACCUCGUAUUGGACAAAGAUUUUUUCUUCAACGAGUCGGACGCGAAGGAUAUUCUACAGACACCCAACAAGGCCCAAAUCCCCAUCAUUCGCAUGAGAAAGAGACGGAGAUAUCGUGGACAUAGGUCGGGGUGCCUUGUAAGGAUCCGAUGGCGAGCGAGUAAACUUCCUCUUCCAUCAAUCCUAUUAGCCAAUGUUCAAUCAUUUGAAAAUAAAUUGGACGACCUAAGAUUAAGGUUAUCCUACCAACAGAACAUUAAAAACUGUAAUAUCUUAUGUUUCACCGAGUCGUGGCUGAACGACGACAUUUAUAACAUACAGCUGGCGGGAUAUACGCUACAUCGGCAGGAUAGAACGGCGCUGACUCUGUGUAUAUUUGUAAACAACAGCUGGUGCAUAACAUCUAAUACUAAGGAAGUCUCGAGGUUUUGCUCGCCUGAGGUAGAGUAUCUCAUGAUAAGCUGUAGACCACACUAUUUACCAAGAGAGUUUUCAUCUAUAUUUUUCGUAGCUGUCUAUUUACCACCACAAACCGAUGCUGGCACUAAGAUUGCACUCAAUGAGCUGUAUAAGGCCAUAAGUAAACAGGAAAACGCUCAUCCAGAGGCAGCACUCCUAGUGGCCGGGGACUUUAAUGCAGGGAAACUUAAAUCCGUUCUACCUAAUUUCUACCAGCAUGUUAAAUGUGCAACCAGAGGGAAAAAAACUCUAGACAAUCUUUACUCCACACACAGAGAUGCGUACAAAGCUCUCCCUCUGCCUUAUAAGCAAAUACUAAAGCAGGAAGCACCAGUGCAUCAGUUAAUAAGGAAGUGGUCAGAUGACGCAGAUGCUAAGCUACAGGACUGUUUUGCUAGCACAGACUGGAAUAUGUUCUGGGAUUCUUCCGAUAGCAUUGAGGAGUACACCACAUCAGUCACUAGCUUCAUCAAUAAGUGCAUCGAUGGCGUCGUCCCCACAGUGACCGUACGUACAUACCCUAACCAGAAGCCAUGGAUUACAGGCAACAUCUGCACUGAGCUAAAGGGUAGAGCUGCCGGUUUCACCCCUCGGGUGCGUGCUCAGUCCCCUCCUGUACUCCCUGUUCACUCAUGACUGCAUGGCCAGGCACAACUCCAACACCAUCAUUAAGUUUGCCGACGACACAACAGUGGUAGGCCUGAUCACCGACAACGAUGAGACAGCCUAUAGGGAGGAGGUCAGAGACCUGGCCGUGUGGUGCCAGGAUAACAACCUCUCCCUCAACGUGAUCAAGACAAAGGAGAUGAUUGUGGACUACAGGAAAAAAAAAGAGGACUGAGCACGCCCCCAUUCUCAUCGACGGGGCUGUAGUGGAACAGGUUGAGAGCUUCCAGUUCCUUGGUGUGCACAUCACCAACGUACUAUCAUGGUCCAAACACACCAAGACAGUUGUGAAGAGGGCACGACAAAGCCUAUUCCCCCUCAGGAGACUGAAGAGAUUUGGCAUGGGUCCUCAGAUCCUCAAAAGGUUAUACAGCUGCACCAUCGAGAGCAUCCUGACUGGUUGCAUCACCGCCUGGUAUGGCAACUGCUUGGCCUCCGACCGCAAGGCACUACAGAGGGUAGUGCGUACGGCCCAGUACAUCACUGGGACCAAGCUUCCUGCCAUCCAGGACCUCUAUACCAGGCGGUGUCAGAGGAAGGCCCAAAAAAUGGUCAGACUCCAGCCACCCUAGUUGUAGAGUGUUCUCUCUGCUACCGCACGGCAAGCGGUACCGGAGCGCCAAGUCUAGGUCCAAAAGGCUUCUUAACAGCUUCUACCCCCAAGCCAUAAGACUUCUGAACAGAUAAUCAUGGCUACCCGGACUAUUUGCAUUGCCCCCCCACCCAACCCCACCCCACGCUGCUGCUACUCUGUUUAUUAUUUAUGCGUAGUCACUUUAACUCUACCCACAUGUACAUAUUACCUCAAUUACCUCGACUAACUGGUGCCCCCGCACAUUGACUCUGUGCCGGUACCCCCUGUAUAUAGCCUCCCUACUAUUAUUUUAUUUUACUGCUGCUCUUUAAUUAUUUGCUAUUUUCUAUUUUUUACUUAUCUAUGUUUUACUGAACACUUAAAAAAAAAUAUAUAUAUUUUUUUUUUUCUUUAAAAAACUGCGUUGUUGGUUAAGGGCUUGUAAGUAAGCAUUUCACUGUAAGGUCUACACCGGUUGUAUUCGGCGCAUGUGGCAGAUUUGAUUAUACCAUGGGUACGACAAAACAUUUAUUUUUACUGCUCUAAUUACGUUGGUAACCAGUUAAUAAUAGCAAUAAUUUAUCUCUGGAGUUUGUGGUAUAUGGCCAAUAUACCACGGCUAAGGGCUGUAUCCAGGCACUCCGUGUUGCGUCAUGCAUAAGAACAGCCCUUAACCGUUGUAUAUUGGCCAUAUACCACACCUCCUCGGGCCUUAAAGCUUAAAUAUACAGCGGAUAAGGGCUGUUCUUAAGCACGAUGCGAAGCUGAGUGCCUGGAUACAGCCCGUAGCCGUGGUAUUUUGGCCAAAUACCACAAACACCAGAGGUGCCUUAUUGCUAUGAUAAACUGGUUCAUACACAUGGUAUAUUGUCUGAUAUACACACGGCUGAAAUGCUGUUUCAGCCAAUCAGCAUCCAGGACCCAAAAUACCUGGUUAAUAAUUAGUCAUAUUACUAAGCUACAGCUACUCAACCAUCUGUCAUUGACCUCUCACGCUCUUUCUCUUUCAGUCCAUCUUCUUCAAGUUUGAUCAGGACUCUUCAGGGACCAUGAGCCCCUUUGAGCUUUGUCUGGCCCUCCAGGCUGCUGGUGCGUACACACACACACACACACACACACACACACACACACACACACACACACACACACACACACACACACACACACACACACGUCCACACUCUCUCUCUCUGCCUCUUACACUCCCUCCCUCCCUCCAUCCGUCUCUCACUCUCUCAUUCACUCACUCACUCCCUCACUUUCCAUAUCAUUGUUACAUUUUACCCCCAUUCUUGAACAUUUCUCUCUUCUUCCUCCCUCCUGCUAGGUGUGCAGUGUGAUGGCCAGGUCAUACAGGUGCUGUGGGAGAGGUUUGGCUCUGGGGAGCUGCACCUGCCGUUCCAUGGCUUUGUGGCCUGUGUCACCAGGCUGCGCAAGCUAUUCGGUAUGUCAACACACACACACGCACAUUUCUACACACUUAGGUGUGUUGUGUUUUGUUGCAGGUUUUGAUAUUCAGCCUUAAUAUUGUGUCUUUGUAUCCCCUUUCCCCAGCCCUGUAUCAAACAGAGAGCAACCCAGAGGUCAAAGACAGAGGAAUCAAUGCUGUGAGUCCUCCUUGACCAUAAAAUCAAAUCAACCAAAACCCUGGCCCUAACCCUAACUUCAUGUCCACAUCCUGGUUCAACCCUAACCCUCAACCACAACCCUAACCCUAAUCCAAAACCUAACUUCAUGUUCACAUCCUGGUUCGACCCUAACCCUGACCACAACCCUAACCCUAACUCUAGCUUCAUGUCCACAUCCCGGUUCAACCCUAACCCUACCCUCACCCACAACCCUAGCAUAAUGUCCACAUUCCUGUUCAACCCUUACCCUAGCCAUAACCCUAUAUCUUGACGGUAACCAUGACCCUAAACAUGAACCAUAACCUGACCCUAACCCGUCCUGUGCCAGACCAUAUCCUCAAGCAUAACUCAUACCUUGACCCUGACCCCACCUUUAAUACAGGCUAUACCCUUACUAAUGCCCUCUAGCCCUGACUGGUUGCUGCUCUUUUUGCUGUUUUCUUACAGUGGCUGCUCCGACUCCUGACCGUGUGAGUGUGCUCUGCAAACGGGGUCUCUGCGUGGGCACUGCAGGGGCAUUCUGUCUGACCAGGACCAUAUGAUAACAUCAUGCCUCCGUCGGCGCCCUCGUCCACACACACACACACAAACAACUCCUGGCCUUUGUCACAAUACGAUACACUGCUGCUAUAGGCACUGUCAUGUUAGCAGUGUCAGAAUAACAGCCUCAAAGCAGUAUGUGAUGACGAUGUCACACAUCACAUUAUAUUCUAUGAUGUACACCACUGUCAUUCUCUACAGCAAUAUUGUAUUAUAGUGCUUUACAUUAAUUUACAUGGAUAGUACCUGUGGAGUUAGUGUCACUACUAAUGUAUUUGAUGUGUACACAAAUAUGAAUCUCUAAAUCUCUAUUUCCGCAAAGAAUCUUCAGCAUUUCAGCUAAAUAUUUUCAGCAAUUGAGUCAAGUUCUUUAACUUCUUUCAUUAUUUGAGUUUUUAAUAGUGAAAAUGUAGUUCAAGCUCUGGAAAUUAAAAUAAAAAACGCAGUAAUGACAUGUAUCCCAAAAUAAAUCCAGUGAUUUCUGGGUUUAUAAAUACAGCCCAGCCUCACACACACACACACGGUGAGUACGGCCUGCCCUGGUGAGGGAGUGAGGGUGAUGUCUCAGCCACGCUGCACUCAUCGUCUCUAUUCUUAUCAUACUGAC